Molecule: messenger RNA, 822 nt
Organism: Babesia sp. Xinjiang
Lineage: Eukaryota; Apicomplexa; Aconoidasida; Piroplasmida; Babesiidae
Product: 40S ribosomal protein SA
Exons: 2
Coding region: 1-822 (273 amino acids)
Biological process (GO): ribosomal small subunit assembly; cytoplasmic translation
Cellular component (GO): cytosolic small ribosomal subunit; 90S preribosome; ribosome
Molecular function (GO): structural constituent of ribosome
Source: RefSeq, a predicted model, not a curated record
AUGGUUCAAAAUACCACUCAAGCGGAACUCACCCCCGAUGAAGACAGCAUCAGAAUGAUGUUGACCUGCAAGGUCCACAUCGGAACCAAGAAUGUCGAGAACAAGAUGAGAAAAUAUGUCUUCACAAGAACACAGGAGGGUGUACAUUUGAUUGACCUUUCCUGGACCCUCAAGAAAGUCAAAUUGGCAGCCAGGGCCAUUGUUGCCGUUACUAACCCCGCUGAAGUCGUAGUGGUAUCAGCAAGGCCAUACGGUAGCAGGGCGAUCCUGAAGUUCUCACACUACGUUGGAUCACAACCGAUCGCUGGUAGCUGGGUACCUGGUACACUUACCAACCAGAUCACCCAAAAGUUCAUUGAACCAAGACUUAUGAUCGCUACCGAUCCUAGGACGGACGCUCAGGCACUCAAGGAAUCCUCCUACGUCAGCCUCCCGGUCAUCGCCCUUUGUGACACUGAUUCCCCUCUGCAGUUUGUUGACAUUGCUAUCCCAUGCAACAACAAGGGAAAGAAGUCCAUUGCACUCAUGUACUGGCUCUUGGCACGUGAGGUACUCUACCUUCGUAACCAAAUCCAGAGGCAUAUGCCAUGGGACAUUAUGGUAGACACCUUCUUCUGGAGGGAUGCCGAGCAGUUGGAAAUGAAGGCUGAAGAACAGAAACGUGAGGAACCCAUGUCCGCCCUUCGUCCACCCAUGCCUCCUAACGUAGAAGGUGACUGGAGCCAGAUGCCUGGUGCACGCCCAGGUUCCGACUGGAAGGUCAUGGCAACUGGAAACGAUGAAUGGGGAAAUUUUGUCGAUGGCAGGACCACAUGGCAAUAA